Alosa sapidissima (American shad) is the source of this 4883-nucleotide messenger RNA. It is a transcript of the gene polrmt, whose product is annotated as polymerase (RNA) mitochondrial (DNA directed). The coding region runs from base 75 to 3941 and encodes 1288 amino acids. Gene Ontology annotation, cellular component: mitochondrial DNA-directed RNA polymerase complex. Gene Ontology annotation, molecular function: mitochondrial promoter sequence-specific DNA binding; DNA-directed RNA polymerase activity; protein binding. NCBI's taxonomy places the organism in Eukaryota, Metazoa, Chordata, Actinopteri, Clupeiformes, Clupeidae. The record is from RefSeq and is a predicted model, not a curated record. Gene Ontology annotation, biological process: mitochondrial transcription. The transcript is spliced from 22 exons.
GAGUGCUCUUGUCUGGAACGAAAUGGCGGCCUUCUGUGAGGGAUAAUGCGGUUGUUGUAAAGUCUCAUGUCAACAUGUCACUCUUGAGACUAUGUGCCUUUCCAAAGUGUCUAACAAGCGGCAUGGUCGUUAAUAAAGCUGCGCGUCAAGUGCUCAAUGCCAACCACUGUCGCUCCUGUUUCAGAAUUCAGAAUAACUUUGAAAAAACAAUCACAGACACCACUUUGGUUUGUCGACGGCGCUAUUCCGUUCUGAUUCCGAAGAAAGAAGAAGGGAAGACUCGUAUGAGGCAGCAGCAUCAGCUUUUGGAUGUUCUUGAAGCCAGGAUUCAGCAGCUACAAUCUGAUGUCAUUUUAGAUGUCUCAAAUGUACAUUUUCUCAAAGUACCACAGACUGGUAGGGGCACUGCGUCAGCUAAGGGCCCAAAGAAUGUGUCUGGAGAAAGAGGUGAGAUGCCCAAAGCAGGCCAGCCCAGGAACACAGAGACAGGAGGCUCCUCCUCACCGAAAACACACAACAGCCGCUGGAUGGAGAAGCUGAAAAAUGAAAAGUGGAAUAAAACGAGAAAACAGGCGCGCCUCCAGCUGAAGCUUCAGGAAAAGAUGAAGAAGGAGAAUAAAGGCAGCCUGAUGCUGCCAGGCACCUCAAAAAAGACAAUCUCAACCACCAAAAAGAGCAAGGUCACGCAAAAACAGGAACAAGCUAAGACUAAGAAGCAAAAGUCUCCCAGACCUGCUGUUGCUGUCCAGGAGACGUACUCUAGGGAGGCUGAACUACCUGAAGUGGAGGAGCUGGAUCAGCAGGUGAACCAGUGGGUCUCUGCCAAUGCAGAGAAGCUUCUAGAAGACAAUGAGGGGAAUCGCUAUGGGGAUGCACAGCUCAGUGUGCGUUGCUUCCUAGAGGCGUGUGUGUUCAUCGGCGACGUAGACCGCGCUCAACGCUGCUUGAACAACCAUCACCGGAACCUCACCAAGCGCAAGCUUCUGUCCAUGAGUGCCUACAACAUCAUGCUGAGAGUCUGGGCUAAAAGAGGUUCUAUUAGCCAGAUUGGGCGCAUUUUUACCCUGAUAGAGGAAGCUGGUCUCAAGCCUAACCUCAGCUCCUACUCAGCUGCUCUGGAGUGCAUGGGCCGCCACCCAGAAACUUCCCCACAUGUCAUCGACAGGUGCCUGCAGCAGAUCAAGCAGGACGGCCUGAGCGUUGACGACCUCUUCAGGCAGACGGUCUUCCGGCAGGACGAGAGAGACAUGGUGCUGAGCGCCGUCCACGUCGUCUGGCCUGACUAUCAGCCCAGCGGCCUCUCAGACCAGCAGAUCUGCCCCUCGCCGCUCGUCCAGGAGUUCUACAGAGAGAGGGAGGACUCCCGAUACCCUAAGCUGGCCUUCAGCACGGAGGACCUGAGGCAGCGCUUCAGCCAGCAGCUGGACAUGGAGCGGGCCAGCACUGUCACCAUCGACUCCGUGGAGGCCCUCAAGCCUGUCACACCACACAUGGUCAAGAUGAGGGAGCUGUUGGCAUCACAGCGGGAGCGCUGGGCAAAGGCUCUCCUUCAGGUCUUCAGGGAGAGCAAGAUGGUGAUGGCCCACAGUCACCAGAAGAGUGGCAAGAUUAGCCUCUACCUUUACCUCUGCAUCCUGGAGGACAAGGAGUACGUGGAUGCCAUGCUUCAGUGUCUGACCAACCUGCCACCCAGUGGGGAGUCCCUGUUGUUCAUUGCCAAGGAGCUUGGAAACCGAGUCUACAAUAAGUUCUGCAUCCGUCAGAAGGCACAGAGUCAGAUGGUGGACAAGCUGGCUCGGGUUUAUAGUUCAUACACUAGCCUACUAGCCCAAGACACGCCGACCAGCAACGUGUUGCCCCGGGAGCGGUGGGAGGAGCUGGAGGCGGAGCUGAGCGCAGGCCCCUCCCUGCUGUGCGAUGACACACCGUGGCCCAACGUGCUGGUCAUCCAGCUGGGCACGUUCCUGGUGGACCUGAUGGUGCGGGAGCUGAAGGUGCACAGUGACCUCAUUGUUCCCGGCCCCGACAGGAAGCUCAUCGCCGUGCUCUAUCACAUGUACACCUUCCGCAGCAACCGGCAGAUCGGUUUUAUAAAGCCUCACCCGAUCCUGACGCAGCUGCAGUCGGAGGCCUUGGAGACCAGACUGACGUUCGACUCAUACGUGAUGCCCAUGCUGUGUCCGCCGGUGCCGUGGACGUCGCCGCGGUUCGGGGCGUACCUGCUGACCCCCACCAAACUGAUGCGGUCAGUGGAGGGCGCGGUGCAGCACCAGCUGCGCCUGGAGAAGUGCCCUGACUACGAGCUGCACUCGGUGCUCGACUCGCUCAACCAGCUGGGCAACUGCGCCUGGCGCAUCAACCAGCCAGUGCUGGACAUCAUCAUCGGCAUCUUCAACGAUCGCGGCAACGAGAAGCUGGACGUGCCGCCGCCCGUGUCCGAGGCGCCCGAGAUCCCGCGCUUCUCGCACAGCGACCCGAGCUACACCACGGCGGAGAAGGCUGCGCUGAAACGUGAGGCCAUCCGCGCCAAGAAGAAGUUUGCCGAGAUGCACAGCCUGCGCAUGGACGCCCUCUACAAACUGUCCAUCGCCAACCACAUGCGCGACCAGGUCUUCUGGUUCCCGCACAACAUGGAUUUCCGCGGGCGCACAUACCCAUGUCCGCCCUACUUCAACCACCUGGGCAGCGACGUGACGCGCGCCCUCUUGGUGUUCGCUGAGGGCAAGCCGCUGGGGGCGCACGGCCUGGACUGGGUCAAGAUUCACCUGGUCAACCUGACGGGCCUGAAGAAGCGCAGCUCGCUGGCUGGGCGCCUGGCCUAUGCCAACAGCAUCAUGGAUGACAUACUAGACUCCGCCGACCACCCACUCACGGGGAGGAAGUGGUGGAUGAACGCAGACGAGCCCUGGCAGUGUCUGGCCUGCUGUAUGGAGAUCGCCAACGCUACCCGGUCACCUGACCACACCAAGUACAUCUCCCACUUCCCUGUACAUCAGGACGGCUCCUGUAAUGGGCUCCAGCACUAUGCAGCCCUGGGCCGCGACGUGAUCGGUGCCACGUCCGUCAACCUCAUGCCCUGUGACGAGCCCCAGGACGUCUACAGCGGAGUGGCCCAGCAGGUGGAGGAGUUCCGUGCGCAGGACGCAGAGAAGGGCAUUAGGAUCGCCCAGGUGCUGGAGGGCUUCAUCAACCGCAAGGUGGUCAAGCAGACGGUGAUGACCGUGGUGUACGGGGUCACACGCUACGGGGGUCGCCUGCAGAUUGAGAAGAGGCUGAAGGAGAUUGAUGAUUUCCCCAAGGAGCACGUAUGGGAUGCCUCAUACUACCUGGUGCAUCAGGUGUUCAGCAGUUUGAAGGAAAUGUUCACAGGCACUCGGGAGAUCCAGGACUGGCUUACUGAGAGCGCCCGGCUGAUCGCCAAGUCCGGCAGCACGGUGGAGUGGGUGACCCCUCUGGGCUUGCCCAUCGUGCAGCCGUACCACCGCAUAAGGAACCAGAUGCUGAAAAGCAACAUCCAGUUCCUGAGCCUGCAGAUUAGCCAUGAUGCUAGCCAGAAGCCAGACACGGUGAAGCAGAAGAACGCCUUCCCUCCCAACUUCAUCCACUCGCUGGACUCCACCCACAUGAUGCUGACGGCCCUCUACUGCUACAGUGCCGGCCUCACUUUUGUCUCCGUCCACGACUGCUUCUGGACACACGCGGCUACUGUCGACACCAUGAACCAGGUUUGCAGGGAGCAGUUUGUGGCCUUGCACAGCCAGCCGAUCCUGGAGGACCUGUCCAAGUUCCUGCUGGAGAAGUACUGCUCUGAGCAUCCGGGCGAACGGAAGAACAAGAAGCUUAUGGAGUACUGGAGGAUGAUUCACCUCCUGGGCAAAGUGCCUCAGACAGGUGAUUUCAAUCUGGAGCAUGUGAAGGAGUCCACAUACUUCUUUAGCUGAGGGGUGAAUGGAGCUGGAUGAGUGUGAGAACCAUGGCUGAGAUGGACAGGACAGUGGGCUCGUCUCCCUCUGGCCACUGCACAUUGAUCAGGGAGCACACAGAUCCUCACGUGUAAGCCUCACGGAGCAGGCGGACGCACAGAACCCAGUGCCUCAGAGAGGCAAGAUGGCCACUGACUACUACCUUGGACUUCUGUAUGAUGGUCAUAGUAUCAUUUCCUCAGAGACUUUUUAUAAACAUGUGUGUGAGUGUGUGUAUGUGUGACUGAUUACGCAUGCUUUACGGGAUGCGUACACGCUGUUCUGGGAGGUUUUUUUUGUUGUUUUUUUUCUUGUAUCUGUCGAUCUCCUUUAACCUCCCCAUCAUCACCCAAGCGUGAGCAGAGGCGGUGAGGAGUGUGUGUGUCUGUGUGUAGGCGGGGGGUGCGGUGCAAGCUUCAGGUGAGCUGGGGUGGUUUGGAGCCGGUGUGUGUGUGUGUAGCUGUGGGACACCGGGCCGUGUGUGUGUGCGCUCCCCGCAGGACUGUGAUCGGCUCGCCCCAGCACCCCAUCAACGCCGGGGCGAUUAGCCGCGUGAAGCCCACUCCCAUCGAUCCGCAGCUGGCCGGGAGUCCAGUGCCCGUCCUGACAUUUCCAGCGUGGAGCGGAGGCCUCCGGAGCCCAGACCGACACUCCCACUCGCCAGUCUGUCCGUUAGCUACUCAGUCAGACGCACUGAAACUUCUGUGGACCUGUGAAUAAGAAAGUUUGGACAGUCUGUGAAAACUCAAAACUGUAAGCACUUCAGUGGAAGUAUGGAUACAUAUUUUAUACAUGUCAUUUUUUUUUUAUGUUGAAUUAUACCAUGGAGUUAUAUUUUGAAGUGGAAUAAUGUGUAUGUUGAUUGUAAUGUAUUGUACAAAUUAUACAUGGUGUUAAAAGAAUAAACCGUUCACAAAAUCA